Molecule: messenger RNA, 1340 nt
Organism: Symsagittifera roscoffensis
Lineage: Eukaryota; Metazoa; Xenacoelomorpha; Acoela; Convolutidae
Product: coiled-coil and C2 domain-containing protein 1-like
Exons: 6
Coding region: 1-1146 (381 amino acids)
Biological process (GO): regulation of transcription by RNA polymerase II
Cellular component (GO): nucleus
Molecular function (GO): RNA polymerase II cis-regulatory region sequence-specific DNA binding; DNA-binding transcription repressor activity, RNA polymerase II-specific
Source: RefSeq, a predicted model, not a curated record
AUGUCGUUUAGCACACUGCAAGCUGUACAGUGCGCACUGAAACAUAACAUUGGAACACUUAAAGCUGCCAAUGCUUCUGCGGCAAACUGUGCCGGCGGCGUUCUCUCUGGAAACACACUGGUCAUACCGGUGGAGCAACCAGCUGUCCCGAAGCACAACGCCGACCCAAAAGAGGUAGCCAGUCUGUUUUUGUCUAUCGAAGAACAACUGCAGCUUCAGAUCAAUAAGUGCAAAUACGACUCGGAGUAUUAUGCAAGUAUAGGAGAGAUUGCCAAUGUGAACAAAGCGAAGAAAAUGCUGCAAUGCAGUGCGGUAGACUUGAAUGUAGUGCAGGCGUGUAGAUUGAGGGGAGAGUUGCCGCCCAAGAUGCACUAUGAGCAACGUGCCUUCACUAAAAUAAGGGUAAACAGUGAUCUGAACGAGGGUGAGUGUGAGGUUCUGGUGUCGCGGGCGAUCAACCUCCCAUGUGCAGACGGGACCAAACCCUCCGAGCUGUCCACCUUCGCCAAGUGGUCUUUCCCUUGGCCAUCUGACUCCUCAACUGUUGGCCAGACAUGUCUGGUUAAGAAUACGGACAAGCCAGUGUACAAUUUCAAGCAGAAGCUGCCGAUAUCGGACAAGAAGGAGAGAAUGUCCAGACAGGUCAGAAGGAAGACAUUCGACGUCACAGUCCUAUCCAAGGGUGGUAUUUUCAAGUCUGACAGGGCCAUAGGAGUGGCCCAAGUGAAGCUGGACAUACUGGACAAAAAGUGCACUCUACACGAAGUCAUUCAACUAAUGGACCCCGUGCAUACAAGAAGUAAAAGCACUUGUGGUAAAAUUGAGGUCAGUGUGCGAGUGAGAGAACCAUUCGUGUCCAAAGAUACCGAAGAUGUGAUCGAGAAGUGGCUGGUAGUCGACGCCGAACCAACGAAACCCAUUCAGCCUCCUAAAUUGCAAAACUCCCCUCAACAGACAACAGCAAUUGCAAGUGAAGCGGAAGCUGAAGGCAGUUCAACCGCUGGGAAAGAGAAAAAACGAGCACCGGCAGAAAACAAAAACGAGACCGACCCGAAUACCCUGAGCGCAAGUACCAAGUCACCCCCAAAAAACAGAAAGAAAUCUCCAAUACCCCCGCCCAGAGCGCCCCCUGGAGGUUCAAAAUAAGAGAAAACUAAUGACUGCUCUGAGAGUAGAAUGUAAAUUGAAUUGUGAUGUAAUUUAAGACUUGAUAUGUCCCUUCGCCCAUAAAUAGAAAUAGUUUCGCAAUUUCUGUCCUAUCAAACAAUGGUGCUCGUUCUAAAAAAAAUGAAAUAACGUUUUCUCGAACCAUUAUUUUUGCAAUUUCUCCGAAUUCUAAA